Molecule: messenger RNA, 558 nt
Organism: Scaptodrosophila lebanonensis
Lineage: Eukaryota; Metazoa; Arthropoda; Insecta; Diptera; Drosophilidae
Exons: 3
Coding region: 1-558 (185 amino acids)
Source: RefSeq, a predicted model, not a curated record
AUGGCGGGUCGCUACAAGUUGCUGCUACUCCUUAUAUUGCGUGGACAUUGGAUCGCUGAGGGCAAGAUCGCGAUUAUUCUAACCAGUGUCGAGUGCGAAAACUUUAUGCCCAGAUUUAUGACAAAUCUAUCGUGUGUUUUGAAAUGCAACAAACUGGACCAACCGGUGGUCGACAUGGAUUUUUUUCUAGCGCGGGACUUUUAUAAUAUCUCAAUUGCAUUUUCCGUCAAACUCGUGCGCGCUAAAUCGGUGAUGAACUAUUUGACAAUUCGAUUGGAUGCCUGUGCAGCCUUAAGUGCCCUGCACGAUCACUUUUUAACUCGCAUUAUAGCUAACGAAAUAAGAGAUGCCAGCAACUUCCCACUUAGCUGUCCAUUUGAAAAAAACAAACAUUAUUAUAUGCGCAAUUAUAAAGUCAAUGGGGAUGCGCUUCCAAAUUAUGUUCCUGAGCUAAGCUUCACGAGUAUUGGAGACUUUUAUGCAGGUCGACGUAAAACGUUUCGUUUUUUGCUCUCAGGACGUGUGACAAAAGUACACGAUUCAACCCGUAAAGGUUAG